Messenger RNA from Vicia villosa (hairy vetch), 1461 nucleotides. RefSeq lists its product as uncharacterized. Gene Ontology annotation, molecular function: zinc ion binding; nucleic acid binding. The record is from RefSeq and is a predicted model, not a curated record. The coding region runs from base 1 to 1461 and encodes 486 amino acids. The transcript has 5 exons. NCBI's taxonomy places the organism in Eukaryota, Viridiplantae, Streptophyta, Magnoliopsida, Fabales, Fabaceae.
AUGGAUGGAAGAAAUGAUGUUGCGAUUGUUGCUGUCUUAAAAGCGAUGGCUCAAGCUAUGCAGAAUCAGCCUAACGCUGGUGCGAAUGAUGAAUCCUACAGCUUGGCAACUUUUCAGAGGGAGAGUCCUCCUACGUUCAAGGGCAAGUAUGAUCCCGAUGGGGCACUAGCAUGGCUCAAGGAGAUAGAAAGGAUUUUUCGAUUGAUGGACUGCUCUGUAGCGCAGAAGGUACAAUAUGGCACCUAUAUGCUGGCGGGAGAAGUUGAUGACUGGUGGGAAAUUCUGAGGAGGCACUAUCCUGAGGAUGUUUAUGGGAAGAAGGAAAUUGAAUUCCUCGAACUAAAGCAUGGAAAUUUCUCGGUUACGGAAUAUGCUGCUUGGUCCGUGGAACUGGAAAAGUUCUACCCUCAUUAUAACGAGAAUAGUUGCAGAAUUUAUGAGGAGGACAGUAAUGCUCACUAUAAGAUCGUAAAUGAGAAGAGGGGUAAGCAUCAACAAAACCGUGGGAAGCCUUAUGACACUCCAGCUGGUCAUAAAAGUAAUGCAUGUAUUGGAGAUGUAAAGAGGUGUUUCCCUUGUGGUAAAGUCAAGCAUGAAAUACCUGAUUGUAAGCACAAAGAGGUAAUUUGCUUCAACUGUGGUGAAGAAGGACAUAUUAGUAGUCAGUGCCAGAAUUUAAAGAAGGCACAAUCUGGUGGGAAGUUGGGUCUUAUGUUGCCUUCCAUGAAUAGAGAGAUGGUCGUCGAUAUUCCAGCUAAGGGGUCAGUGACUACUUCUCUAUUGUGUCUGAAGUGUCCUUUGUCUAUAUUUGACAGAGACUUUGUUUUUGGUUUGGUUUGUUUAUCGUUGAGUGGAUUGGUUGUGAUCUUGGGUAUGAACUGGUUGGAAUAUAACUAUGUUCAUAUUAAUUGUUAUAACAAAUAUGUGGUGUUUUCUACUCCUGACGAGGAGGAGGAAACUGGUUUAUUAUCUGCUAGACAAUUGCGGGAAUUGGUGCAAAAUGAAGUGCAAGUAUUUUUGUUGAUGGCUUCGUUAUCUGUUGUGAAUCAGGCUAUAGUUGAUGAAUUACAGGUGGUACGUGAAUUUCCUGAAGUUUAUCCCGAAGAGGUUCCCAAUGUACCACCAGAAAGAGAAGUUAAAUUUGAUAUUGAUAUUGUCCAUGGUACCAUACCUGUUUCCAUGGCACCAUACAGGAUGUCUGCAUCUGAGUUUUCUUGGGGAGCUCCGGUGUUGCUAGUGAAAAAGAAAGAUGGAAGUAUGAGACUAUGUGUUGAUUAUAGGCAGUUAAAUAAAGUAACAAUAAUGAAUAAGUACCCACUUCCAAGAAUAGAUGACUUGACGGAUUUCAGAACCCGAUACGGGCAUCAUGAGUAUCCGGUGAUGCCUUUUUGUGUUACUAACGUUGUAGUGGUGAAAUUUGUGAGACUAAAGCCAUUGAUUGACUUACCUCAGAUAUUUUAA